Molecule: messenger RNA, 503 nt
Organism: Chaetura pelagica (chimney swift)
Lineage: Eukaryota; Metazoa; Chordata; Aves; Apodiformes; Apodidae
Gene: TXNL4A
Product: thioredoxin-like 4A
Exons: 3
Coding region: 79-393 (104 amino acids)
Biological process (GO): mRNA splicing, via spliceosome
Cellular component (GO): U5 snRNP; U4/U6 x U5 tri-snRNP complex; spliceosomal complex
Source: RefSeq, a predicted model, not a curated record
CAGGUGGACCAGGCCAUCCUCUCCGAGGAGGACCGAGUCGUGGUGAUCCGCUUCGGGCACGACUGGGACCCGACCUGCAUGAAGAUGGAUGAAGUCUUGUACAGCAUCGCCGAGAAGGUUAAAAACUUUGCUGUUAUUUAUCUUGUGGAUAUCACUGAAGUACCAGACUUCAAUAAGAUGUACGAGUUGUAUGAUCCCUGUACUGUCAUGUUUUUCUUCAGGAACAAACACAUCAUGAUUGAUUUAGGUACAGGCAAUAACAACAAGAUCAACUGGGCAAUGGAAGAUAAACAAGAGAUGAUUGACAUUAUAGAAACUGUUUAUAGAGGAGCCCGCAAAGGUCGAGGUUUGGUGGUAUCACCAAAAGAUUAUUCCACUAAAUACAGAUACUAACAUGUCUUUGGGGCUGUUUUUCUUUGUUGUUUGUUUUUUUUCAAUCAUACAUUGUCUUAAAUUUAUUCUUGUGUAUGUGUGUACAUAUAUAUAUUAAAAAAAAACAACAA